Messenger RNA from Cantharellus anzutake, 1285 nucleotides. Its product is annotated as Intradiol ring-cleavage dioxygenase. Gene Ontology annotation, molecular function: oxidoreductase activity, acting on single donors with incorporation of molecular oxygen, incorporation of two atoms of oxygen; ferric iron binding. The record is from RefSeq and is a predicted model, not a curated record. The transcript is spliced from 7 exons. The coding region runs from base 315 to 1274 and encodes 319 amino acids. Lineage: Eukaryota; Fungi; Basidiomycota; Agaricomycetes; Cantharellales; Hydnaceae.
UAAGUAGGAUAUGCGGAUUGCCCUGAAAUUUUCGUCUCCUUCCGACCUUUUUCACUAACACGGCCGAAGUUUUUCCCUGGAUGCAUUUUAUUGCAUUAAAAUCUUGUGUGAACACUUCAUCCGAGAUGGAAGGUACCAUCAAGGAACGAACAGGACAUCUUUCCACUUCACUUCCAACGCAUGCUGCCAGUGAGGUGCGGCCAGGUUCAGCGGCCUAUCAAUGGCCACUCCAUAUGGAGCUGAAUUUUUUGGUACCUAUAAGAUUCCCCUUAUUACUUGGUUAGUGGAGCUAGUUUGUACCAGUGAUUCCCGGUAUGAGGACCGUUUCGUUUCUGCUCGCUGUGCUUGUCGUAAACAUCCUUUCCUUGCCUGCGAUACUUUCCAAAUCUUUUUCACCCUAUCCCCAGCUGGAAUCAGAGGCACGCAAUCGCGCUGCCCGCAACUGUGCUUCUGCUAUCCGUGCGUUUCAGGAGCAGCGCCGAACGAUUCGCGACUUUUCCAAGAAGUUGUCGGGCCUAGAGAAACUUUCCAACAGAGCCAUCAACGGACCUCUUUGGCACAAACCCAAGGGCAUCCGUAACACCACCUGUGUACUCACACCUGAAGUCACGGAAGGUCCUUACUAUAUUAAAAAUGAACUCGUUCGCCGAGAUAUUCGAGAAGGUCAACCUGGCGUUCCUUUGAUCCUGGACAUUGGUGUCUUGGACAUUACCACAUGCAAGCCUCUUCCGAAUGCGUUUGUGGAACUUUGGAAUUCCAACUCUACAGGGUUUUACUCUGGUUUUACUGAAUCUGUUCUCCCUCCUCCGCCCCCUGGCAUAUCUCCUAAUAUGACUGACGAGCUCGACUUCCUUCGCGGCGGAUGGCCGACAAACAAGAAAGGUGUCGUAGAAAUGAUCACUACGUACCCAGGCUAUUAUACCCUUCGAACUGUCCACGUCCAUACUGCCAUCCAAACACAUUGGAAAAAGGCAAGGAAUGGCACUAUUAUUUCGGACGCUGGUCAUUUGCUGCACCGCGGCCAAAUUUUCUUCGAGGAUUCUCUGACCGAUAAAGUUGUUGUCACUAAUGCGUACUUAAACAACACGAAGGGACGAACAUAUAACUCUCAGGAUGGCAUCUUCCAGCAGGAGAACUCGCACGGUUAUAAUGCUAUUGCUGACACCUAUCGGCUCGGACCUAAGAUUGGGGAUGGCAUUCUCGCCUACGUCACUAUUGGCGUGGACUCAACCGCUAGAUACUCAUUCAACUCUACAGAUUAUUGGAACCCCUGACUGAGAUGGCG